Messenger RNA from Labrus bergylta (ballan wrasse), 2159 nucleotides. It is a transcript of the gene smim22, whose product is annotated as leucine rich repeat containing 2. NCBI's taxonomy places the organism in Eukaryota, Metazoa, Chordata, Actinopteri, Labriformes, Labridae. Gene Ontology annotation, molecular function: protein binding. The record is from RefSeq and is a predicted model, not a curated record.
AUGGGUUUGGGGAGGAAGCUGGACGUCCCGGUCUGCGAUCUCUCUCUGCUCAAGGGGAUCUGGGAGGUCCGAGUGAAGAAACACAGACAGAGACAGAAGAAGGAGCAGGAGAGGGUCGAGAAGAGCGCGCUCCCAAAAAUCGACCAGCAGUGGCAGUAUCGUAUCUACUGUAAGACACUGAAGACUCAAGAACGUAACCUGCUGCAUCAUUACCUGGAGAGAUCUACACUGAGUGAUUUACAGCCCUACACAGAAGCAGAACAGGAGGAUCAGAAAGACCCACAGGAUCAGAAGGAUCCAGAGCAGAGCAAACUGACCUUCCGGCUGGAUGGAGAUCAUUGGACGGAGUUCCCCAAAGAGCUGCAGUGGAUGACCUACCUGAAGGAGUGGCACGUCACAGGGACACAGAUCCAUAAGAUGCCUGACUACCUGGCGUGCUUUACCCAGCUUACAGUGCUCGAGAUCCCCAAAAACGUCAUCGCAGAGCUGCCGCCUGAGAUCGGUAAACUGACAGAACUGAGGGAAUUAAAUGUCAGUUACAACCGUCUAUCCAAAGUUCCUCCAGAGCUCGGAAACUGUGAGAACCUGGAGAGGCUCCAACUGGCAGGAAACCACAAUCUGUCCGAGCUGCCGUUUGAGCUGAGCAGCCUGAAGCAGCUGGUUCACCUGGACAUCGCGGAGAACAAGUUUAUAUCGAUCCCCAUCUGUUCUCUGAGGAUGAGCAACCUGCAGCUGCUGGACCUGAGUAACAACCGUCUGACCGACCUGCCACAGGACAUGGACAGGUUGGAGAAGCUGGUCACCCUGUUCGUCCAUAAAAACAACCUUCCGUACCUCCCUCACUGUCUCUGCAACAUCUCCACGCUCAAGAUGAUCGUCGUCAGCGGUGACGAGCUUAACUGUACCCCAACCAAACUGUGCUACAACCCUGAAAUCAAGUUUAUUCGACUGUACGACAGCCCAACCAGUGAAGAGAAGAAGAAGAAGAAAGAGGAGGAGGAGAAGAAGAAAGAGAACAAGAAGAAGAGGUGGACACAGCCGAGAGAGGAGGAGGAGGUGAAGAAAGACAGCAGAGAGAAAGAGUUUAUGGAGGCGUACAUCAGCUCGUUGGAGGACAGAGACGCCGUCCCCUACUCCACCACCAAGGUCACAAUCUCCUGCCUGCUGUGAGGACGAGUAAGGUGAAGAAGAGAGAAAAGGAAAUUUGAAUGUCUCAAAGAUAAUAUGAAGCUGCACUUGUCAAGAAUUUCUUAAAAAAAACGUUAAAAAAACCUCAACAAACCUUGAUAACUACUCAACGUCUAUUGGAAAAUGAUCUUUAUGCUGCAAAAGAUUUCAUUGCAAUACCAUGAGUGGCCACCAGGACUAACUAGAGGCAUAGUGGUCUUUAUUUUCGUUUAUUGGAUGUUCUAACAUUUUCUUGACCUGUGCUAGAAGUCACUCAUGUAUUCACUGUUCCGUGUUAAAGACAUUUAAUAGACCAUUUUAUAAUGAGCAGAAAAUGUAGAUUUUGGAAAUGUGCUCACCAACAUCAUUUAGCAUCAUCACCUGGCUGCAGCUGAGGAGCCGCUUAACUUCUAAUAAAACAUCCACAAAAGCUCAACAUGGAUUAAUAACUAUUAAAGAUUUGGGAUCUUUAACUGUGGAAUUAAAAUAGACUUGACUACAUGAAUAAAAUCUAAAUUCUUUAAGUUCAGACAUUUGGUGAAAAUAAAAAUCUGAAGUACAAUCGAUCAUUAGAAACCCUUAGAAAGUUAAACUCAGAUUCAUAUAAAUUGAUGCAUCGUUAUUGCUGCGUAACACAAAUAAAAAAUAUUAGAUCUCAGGGUCAUUGGAGGUUAUGUACCACCAGACUGUAGCAUCAUAGAUGUACCUUAUUUUAGUACCAAAAGAGAAUAUAGUUUGACACAGAUAAAAUAUAUAUACCUUUUAUUAUAUCAGUAAGGAUCAGCAUUGUCGUUGAAGGUCGUCCUGAAGGUUACAGUGAGCCGUGAUGUUUGAGUCACUUGUUUUUAUGUUUGGUAAGAUUACAUAUGGAUGGAGCUUUGUUAAUUUCACAAGAGUGACAAAUAAUAAGAAAGGGAAUAAUUCAUGUGAAGUUAUUAAUUUAUGACUUAAAGGAGCAAUAUGUAACUCUGACACCUAGUGUUUAAAAUGGG